Messenger RNA from Bemisia tabaci, 8092 nucleotides. Lineage: Eukaryota; Metazoa; Arthropoda; Insecta; Hemiptera; Aleyrodidae. The record is from RefSeq and is a predicted model, not a curated record.
CAUUAAGGAGCCUUCACGUAUGCAUCCUCUUGACGAGAAUCCUUAAAAGAAACUUAUCCCUCGUCCUUGUGAUGAUGAGGAAAAAAAUUUAGUGACGAAAGGCUCAUUUAGCUCAAACAAAAGAGAUCUAAUCAGCAAAUCCGAUUCUGGGGUAUGCAUCCAGAUUCAGAUAGUCGACACUAAUACUCUCGAAUAUUCAAAAAAUAAAACAGAAAAACGGUGAAAACCCCUUGGUUUGUUACCGUUCCACAAUCAGAACUAAAGGAUACUCUUUGACACUAUGAUCCUGAUAAUCAAAUUAUAAUGGAGUAUAUAUACCUGCUACUUCUCUUGUUGAUUGGGUCUGGUCUCUGCCGACCGGAGAACCGAGAUCUAGAAGAGGAACAAAAUGAUGAGGAAGGUGAAGGUGGAGAAGGAGGGGAAGAACCCAACGACCAGGGGGCGCCCGACUCCAGGCGGCCGCCGAUCAUAAAAACCCAGCCUAUGACCAUAACCGUCGAGAAGGGACAGACGGCAAUUCUACCAUGUGAAUUUCAAGAUUUGGGAAAUACACAGACCAUGUGGCUCAUGAAUAGCCAGCAAUUAUUCAUCGGAGCUUACAAAUUUGAUCAAAGUAACACAAGGUUCAAUUUAACUAGUAAACUGGAAGAAACAGGCAUUUAUAAUCUAAAAAUUACGAAUGUAACCUCAGCCGACGCCGGUAUCUGGACUUGCAAACUGCUCCUGACCCAAACACAUCAGCCACAUAUCUCACAUAAACUUGAAGUGAAGCUUCCUGCAGCUAUCCAAAAAAUUGAACCUUCCGGGGUACAUAAAGUACAAAAAGGUAGCCCUCUCCACUUGAAGUGUGAAGUAACGGGAUCUCCAAUUCCCGAAGUAAAAUGGAUUCACAAGCACAGGAGAGACUCGCGUCCUGUUGAGCAUCGAGGUGAUGAACUCACCAUCGCAAAAGUGGAUCGCACCGACUCUGGAUUCUACGAAUGUACUGCAGAUAAUGGACUUAAUGGCACUGAUCGUCCCAGUGCUACCGUUGAAGUCAUAGUUCUGUUUGCUCCUGAAAUUGCGGCCAAAAAAGACAUCAUAAACACCGCCGAAAAUACUGACGCAGAGCUCAUAUGUACUGUUCAUGGACAUCCUACUCCAAAAGUGACAUGGUUCAAAGAAAUGAAUGGUAAGGUGACUGAGGUCAUUGAUGACGGUUCUCGAUAUAAAUUAUCGAAUUCAGGAAAUCAACACAUUUUGACGGUUGACAUUAAUGACUCAUCAGACUUUGGAAAUUAUUCUUGCGUCGCGACGAAUGAAUAUGGUGAAACUCAGAGGAAAAUUGAAGUUUUUGGAACUCCUCUGGCACCAGUAAUUCAGCAAGUAACCAAUUCAACUAAGAACCCAUGGUCCAACUUCAAGUGGAAGAUCGUCAGUAGCUCUCCCAUUCUAGAGUAUGAGUUGAAAUACUGGAAAAGCACAAACCCAGAAAAGUUCCACACAGUUCGAUUGCCAGUCCAGAAUGCUGUCAGUGGUAAUAUUUAUGAGCUAGAACAUGCAAUUGCAGAUGUAGAAAAUACAAAGUAUGAAGUUGUUCUGAGGGCAAUGAAUACAUAUGGUUGGUCCAAGUUCUCCGAGAAACACUACUUUGCUGGAGUUCAAUCAGAUUCAGCAUCACCGGAUGUUUUGGAAAAUAUUAAAUCCAAGGAUGGAACUGGAGCAGGUGUCCGGUCAACAAUAUCAGCCCUAGUAUUGCUUGUUACCGUAGUGGCUUCUCUCUGCUGCUAGUCCCUGUUUCCAAUGAUUUAGCUACAGUAGCAAAUUUUGCUGAAACCGUUACAAGCUCUAGUUUACCAAGGUGAAUCCUGACCAAUAGCUGUCAUCGCUGUCAACUUUUCCUGUAGUGCUUCACGCACAAUUCAGUUAUUUAGUUUUUCAAUGGUCUGUGUCGAUUCAGUUCUAUCUCCUAUGUUUACAUUUUUCUUGUUAUUUAUGAUGUUAAAAUUUGAACUGGUGGAUUUUUGAUAACACAAAUGAUCUCGAAAGUCCUUUGAGAUAGUCGAGACUGCUUUUUUAUGUAUUCAGUGCCCUACAGUUUAUAAAAAUUGCAGAUGUCAAUUCUCAAUUAGAGGCAGAAAAAAGUUUUUGUUUUUUUUGGAAAACUGUCUUCUCGUAAACUUCAUCCGAAAAUUGUAACUAGGUACUCUUGUGAUUUGUGAUUUCUUGUUUCCCACCCGACUGAGCAGAUUUUUUGGAAUGUACUUAAUAUGCUAAUCGACUGAUAAAUUUGUCCUCUCCUAGCCUAUUGCUCAUCUUAAUUAUAGCAGUAUCAGAUUGUGAACUCCUUUAAUGGGAAGUUCGAAUUAAAAAUUACUCAUUGUUUAUUGGCCUGGUGAGAACCAAAAGUUCAAGGUCUCAAGUAGUAUAUCUAACUAAUACACUCACAGUGUAUUCACUCAUCACUCAUGCUUCUUAAAUCCCCCAAUUAUCAUCAAGGAUCAGGUGAUCUCUGUUUAACAUUUUUUCACUCUUUGGUUCAAAAGGAACAAGCAGCUGAGCUAAUUUGAAUUUUAUUACCUCAAUGGUAAAUGUAAAGAAAUACCAUAAAAAAUCUAAAAAAAAAUUAAAAAAUCUAAUAAGAAGUACAUACAAUGAAAAUGCGUAAUCACCCAUUUAUUCAAGACUAUCAUGGUGACAUUAUUGAUUUGGAACAAAAUUCAGUAGGCUUCAAAGUUUAGGUAAGCGUUAAAAAUUAUCCAAGCAGUUCAGUUUUAACGAAACACAUUGUAAAUAUACCUACCAAAAAUGUUUUAGUUUCACUAGUGAUUGAGCUUCUGAUUUAUAAUUUGUAUUUUAAUAUCUGUUCACUUGUAUGUGUAUAUAUGUAAGUAUUAUUUUAAAUAACUUGUUUCUCCUUUUACAAAGAGAUAAAACUGGCGUAAUAUGAUAAAGAUGUCAUAGGUAUACUGCCUGUGCACACCUACCCCUUAGAGCAGGCUAAGCAUCAACUGUUCAAUUCGGACCUUAAAAAGCGUAUCAUUAAAAUGUAUAGGAGUUAAAAGACCCUUUUUUUUCUUUUUAAGAAAAAUUUAGGCGACAGUUGGAAAAUGUUAAGAAAAAAUUUUGGCAUCAAAGUUUUGUACAAAUGCAUUUUGCCUUUUUUACAGCGUCCUCUAGUGCGCUUUGCAAUUCCCACCUGCCACAGUAAAUUUUAUUAAAUUUCAAAAAUCACUUACAUUAUAGGUAAUAUAAAACACAAAAUAUGCAAAAUGUGUGACGUCAAAAACUAAAAUUAAGGGUUUUCCAACUCAGAUAUUUUAAGGGCUUUUUAAGUGUUUUGUAUUUGAAAUGUUUUUACAAGUUUUGAAAAUGUUUUCUAAUUUCUUUAAAAAGUAAAGCUGUAAGGGUCGUAAACCAAUUGAAACUGGUAACAUCUGCAUUUGUAGGGAAUCUUUAUCAAUUUUCGUCUUUGCUUCAUCAAUAUAAAUUCCAAGCGAAGACAGAUCAAGGGUAAAAUGAGCAUUGAAUAGGAAUUUCUUGUGACUUCUCUUCAUUUGGAACAAAUUCUCUAGUAGGAGUAUGUAUCACCACAAUGUGGGAUGGAAAAACCAUUUAAAUUCUCUUAAUUGGCAAUAGGCAAUUGCUUAUCUGUUUUGAAUUUUUUUUAACAAUUAAGAAUUAUUUUUUAAUUUAUUUUUACUGCAUCUCUCCAUCUCCAUGGGGUUGCCAUUUAUUCAACAACUUUUGUAAGGUACAUUAUCUCAGAAGAAAAGGGGAAAUUAUUAUUAGUGCCUGGCAUCUAUUUUAAUUAUUGAGUCUGUAAUUUGAACCACAGCUAAACUUAUGAAAAGAGACUGAUUUUUGGAUGAAUGUUAGUUAAUCGCGGAGAUGAUCAGAAUGCCUAAGCGUUGUCUGUAGAGAUCAAUUUUAAUUUGCUUUGCCUCUGAUCUAAACAAAUCUCUGCAACAUAAAAUAAUUUGUUAAAUGGAGGGUUUUUUUUUUUCUAUGGGAAAAUUUCAAAAUUAUUUGAUGUCUCAAUUCCUGAAUUUAUUCUUAGGUCUUUAUUUUGCCUCUUAUGUGAUAGCUCCCCAAUCAGUUUUAGAAAUUUAUCUCUUUAUUUUAGGAGUAAACUAUUUUUGUAAAAAUUCCUAACUUAACCAGGUAUAUAUACCUCUUUUCAGUAUCUGCACGUACCAAGCUAAUUUAAACGCAUUAUUCUUUUGUUUAUUCUCCAUGGUCCAUUUUUUUUCCAACUUUUUUUAGUCAUGAGCUUCCUAGAUCAAGUUUUUCAAUUUUUAAUUAUUUUUAACUUUCCAAAUGAUUGUUGAUUCAUUUGUGGCUUCACCAAGAGAAGAUGUAAGAAAUGUCUAUUUUCUUGCAUUGCCUUUUCAGAAAAAAAUAAGUUUUUGUCCAUCUUCAUGUUAUUCUUAUUUAAGGCAAGUCAUUUAAUCCUCUAUGUAUGUUGUUUUGAAUAUAUUUUGCAAAGAAAUCAGAAAAGUGCCUUCCUAAUAGCUUAUUUCAUACAUCUCAAUACUUCAAGUAAUUAGGAAAACCGAAAGGAAAUCUUCACUCACUUGACUUACUGAAUUAUUUUAUUACAUAAAUUAGUCAUUCGAUUGCACCCAGUGAUACCCACAAUUUUACUGUAUCUGUAUUUAGUCUCUACAGACUGAUGUAUUUUGUCAGUAACUUGUUCAACCUUCGCCUUUCCACAAAUUGCUCUUUUAUAAUUUUCAAAUAUGUGGACCAAUAGUGGAUUUUUCUGCUUUAAUUUUUCAUUUUGAUAAUUUUUAGCAAGUCAUAAUAUUGCCUUUUCUUCUCUUUUGCUGAUACUCAGUUGACAUUGAGGUCUCUAGCAGCUAUUCCUUUCAAGCUGCUUUCACCUUUGGAAUAAGAACAUUUUUCAGAAAUCAAGACAAUGAUGAAAAUAUCAGAAUCCAUAUUUUUGUAGUACAUGUUUCGACCAUAUAUAUAUUUUUAAAAUAUAGGAGAACAUGCAGACUUGGAUAUUUUUUUGAUGUAUCGUCCUCAGUCAUUGUUAAUGUAAGUUUUUUCCCCUCCAAAUACCAUUGGUAAUGACAGACUAAUUUUCUUUUUGAUCUUAUGUACAGGCAACUCCACAGUAAAUUUGUGUUAUUUUAAAACUCUUUUUUCUCUCAAAACUACAAAUAUGAAUAGUCUUUUAAAAAAAUGUGUCACUUGAUAUCGUUGAAUACCUGAAUGCAACCUUUAUGCGAUCUCCGUUCUUCAAAUAAGUUGAAGAAAGCACCCAUUCCCAAUGCUAUACUCACUUUAUAUUUUAUCCUAAAAUAAUCCAUGCUGAUAAAGAAUGCUCUUCACAAAGAAGUAGCUGCAGCUAACUCAUUCUUAAUUCGCAUUGAAUACAUUGUCCUAGAGAACAAAAAUUAUUAGAAAAUAAAAUUAAUCAUUGCCCAAACAUAAUACUGAAAAAAAAAUUUUGGAUGGAGAUACCUGUUACAAUACCUCAACGGAUAUACCUACCUCCUGUCGGUGUGUGUAGAUGAAAUGUGCGCACACUAAUAUUCUACUCUGUAAUACUUAGUCGGUGUUUGUAAUUAUUAUAGGAAUUACUAUGUGCCCUACUAGCUACCUAAGUAUUUAAAUACCCAGUGAAACUUACAAGGGAUAGAUAGAAAGGAUAAAGUAGAUGACCUUUCUCUCUAUUAAAAAAUCUAGUUGCAGCUUGAGUGGGGCGGGUAUAUACCUAAUUAUUAAAUAAUGUAAAAAUAUGUAAGAACUGUAAAUUUUGAUUAACUUUAAUCCAUGGUUUACAAGUAAUCUGUAGUUUUAUGCGGCAGGCAAGACUGAAUGAGGAAAUACUUCAAAAAUGAGACCAGCUAAACUUAGUUAGAAAUAUUUUGCCAUGUCUGGAGGUGAAGGAAUAGCUAUUAAUUCCUGCACAAAAAAGUUUAAAGAAGUCCUUUAAUUCUAACUUCAUUCAGUCACUUAUGUCCUCAAUUUUGAAGAAUUUGAUCACAAUUAGUUUGCAAUUUUAAGAUAAAUACUAUCCCCACCGCCCAAUAAAUAUCUUGUAUGUAUCUCAUUCCUAGAAAAUCAAUUUGUCAAAGAGGAAAAUUAUCACCUUAAUGUUUGGUGGAAAUGAAUUUUAGUAGGUACCAAGAGGUGGAUGGGAAAUACUGGUAGACAACAAAAUUUUUGUUGAAAGACAUCUGAUUCAUUGACGACUUUUGAUGAAGAACCAGACAUGUACCAUUCAAUCUAUUCUGACUAAACUUUGUCAUUUCGGAAAAUCUUUUCUAUUUUUCCUUGGUCUAUGCAUUGGGGAAAAAAAGUGCGAAUCUCACUUUUUAAGUUUUUCCUCAGCCAUGCUCACAGUAAAACUGAUGUAAGGCUGUAGUGUAAAUUUGUAAUUAAUUGUUGAACAGGAUUAUUGUUCAAUUAAAAAUAAAUGGGAUAUUGUACAUAAAGUUUAAGUUAUGAUUGCCUAAUCAUGUAUCAUUGCACUCUAAAAUUAUGCGUAUGCGUGUGUGUAAUUGUACAUUGGAAGUAGACUCUUAAUUUUUAACUUGUGUUGAUAGAUGAAAGUGUGAGCCUUAGAAGGGUCGAAAGUAAACAGACAAAGAAAAAGAAAAAGUUUUCUUUACUGAGGCAAAUAAACACCUCCUGAGUGGAAUCCUUUUAAUAGAGAGAACGAGUUAGAGAAGUGUUUUAAAAUUUUAUUCAUAAAAAACUAUACAAUUUUUACGAUUAAGUUGCGAUAUCUGUCAUAAUCUCAGCAAUUCUAGGUGAAUUCAAUAAAUCCUAAAAACAAAUCAACUUCAAAGUAUAGGGCAAAUAUUUUUAGGCAGCCGAUUCAUUGAGUUACUGGAGUAAGUUUUAUCUCCAAACAUUUGAAUUCUAGAUUUUGCAUCACCAAUUUAUUAAAUCCGAUCUUCUAUCUGAGAGGUAUCCUCCUCUUUUGAUGGCGAACUACGCAACACUAGAUUGCUAUUUUACUUUUUCAAGGAAGUAGUGUACUAUUAUACUCAAAACAGAAAAAUAAGACUUUGUCUGAAGUAACGAGUCACGGAAAUUCAAAUUUUAUGGAAAUUUAUUUUGCACUCUUCUCGUCUAUCUUUCUCUUUUCUGAAGAGAGUGAAGGAUGUGUUUCUCUUUUAAAUCAACUCAACUUUAAUCCAACUGAUUUUGGCUCCAUAUUCAUGUAACACUGCAGAUAAAUUUGUUAUUCUUUUAAUUCUCUGUCAAUUUUUUUCAUUCCCAAAUUUUAUCAAAAAGUGCAAGUGACUGCACUUGUUCAUUCUUUGAAUUUAUUUGUUAGGUGAUACUUUUUUAAUUGUUUUCAUUAUAAUGCCUCCGAAUCGAUGGCAUAAGUCGAACUAUGCGGAUCUUACCUAAUUGCAAAAUUCAGAAACCUUCCAUUACCCACCUAGGUUUUAUUUCUUUAAAAGAAAACUGAGGAAAAUAUUUCCUUGAAAUUUGUUUUAAAUGUUUUUCAAUGAGUGAGUAGAGUUCACAGAAAAUUUUAUGAAGAACUGUUGAUAAUUUUUCUUUAAAUAAUUGAUAAAUAGUAAGCUGAGGCUUGUGACGUUGUAGUCAGAGGUAUGCAUUUUUUUACUGUGUGCCCGUCAAUAUAUAUGUUCAUUCGAACCAAAGACUUAUUUCCUCAGUUUUUUUUUCAUUUUUUGAAAAGUUUGCAGGAUAGGCUAUAAUUAAUUGAUAGCCUGAUUAAUUUCUAUUUUCUUUGUUUUCUUUCAAUUCAGGCAUUGUUAGUUUUUCUUCCAUCACCCUCUGAAUUUAAUCAAUUAAGGGUCUACUUUUUUAUUUUAUAUUUUAACCAAUUUUAAUUUUAUAAUUGUCAUUUAACUUUAGCAAUUUUGUACAAAUAAUUUAUUAUCUUACCUAUCUGUUGUUGAUAAGUAAGUACCAAUCAAUGAAUCUACAUCUUGAAUCCAGAAAUUAUGAACCAUCUCGGGUUCUAAAACCGAAAAUUCAAUAAUUUUUGUUUCAAUUUCUACAUCAAUGUAAAUCAAAAUUUUUCAAUCAUAGAAAUUAUCGUGGAGUCUUUGCUGUUUUGCUUAUUUUUUUUUGUUCAUAGUACAAUCAAAUUAAUAAACUAUCUCCAAAAACA